AUGUCAGCCACCACUUCCAUCCAUUCUUCCCUUCAAUGUUCCGCUGUCGCAUUCGGCUUUUGGCUCCCCCUUCCAAGCUCCGGUGUCGCUAAGACAAUCUUACAUGGACCUUCAGGGUCUUUGACCAAGUUCAGUUGGGUCUUGGUUGAUGCGGAGCAUGGAUUGAUAUCCGAUCAUCACUAUUAUGAGCUGUGCAACGCCAUUGGUUCUGAGAAUGCGAGCCCUAUUAUCCGUGUUCCCUUUGCGGAGUAUUGGAUGAUAAAGCGGGCGCUUGAUGCUGGUGCCCAUGGUAUUAUGACGCCUAUGUGCCACAAUGAGGUCGAUGCUGCGAAUAUCGUGAAAUAUACCAAGUACCCACCCUUAGGUACACGGGGUUAUGGUCCAAUGUUCGCUCCUCACUCAAUGCCCGGAGUUAGUCCUGGAUCAGACUAUGACGACAAUAUCAAUGGCUUCGUGACGGUCUGCGUUCAGAUAGAGUCAAGGGCUGGAGUUGAGAAUGUUGAGAAAAUCGCGGCAGUCCCAGGCAUUGAUGUCUUAUUCAUCGGGCCCUUCGACCUCUCCAAGAUGAUGCGGGUAACCCGGGGUGGUGACGAGCAUGAAGCUGCUAUUAAAAGGAUUCUGGAUGCUACUCAUGCUUUUGGAAAGAAAGCUGCUAUAUUUUGUACCGAUGGGCUGAAUGCCCGCAGACGUGCAGAACAAGGCUUCGACAUGAUUUCUAUUACCACUGAUGUUGGUGUUUUCCGGACUGGGAUGCUAGGAGAGCUGAAGGUCGCUAACGGCGAGACCGUUGAAAGCGGCUCCCGGGAGGGUUACUGA
This is a messenger RNA of Penicillium malachiteum, 816 nucleotides long. Its product is annotated as HpcH/HpaI aldolase family protein. The transcript is spliced from 5 exons. The record is from RefSeq and is a predicted model, not a curated record. Gene Ontology annotation, cellular component: cytoplasm. Gene Ontology annotation, molecular function: aldehyde-lyase activity. NCBI's taxonomy places the organism in Eukaryota, Fungi, Ascomycota, Eurotiomycetes, Eurotiales, Aspergillaceae. The coding region runs from base 1 to 816 and encodes 271 amino acids.